GUUUGUAAGGUGGAGGAGGACGGGGUUUUCAGUGACCAGCACCUGGAUAACCUGGAGAGGAGCUGCAGCCCGGACCAGGAGGAACCAGGGCAUCCACAGACUACAGAACUGGAGGAAGACUCCAGUCGUCAUGAUAUGAAGCACGAGGACGUAGAGAUGGAUAUCUCAUUUGUCAAUGUUGCUGUUGUGAAAGUUGAAAAUGGUGAACCAGGACCAAACUGUGGCCAGCUGCUGUUGCACACUUCUACUGAAGCUCAAAACAAAGAUGAGGAAGGGACUGAAAGUUUACGCUCAGACUCCAGUAAAACUGCAGAUCCGGAGCCAAUGAGACGACACGGUGACCACGAAGAUGCUGCUGUCCCGUCAGACAGCAACUGUAAAUCAAAGCUGACCAGGACCCACACGGGGAAGAAGGUAUUUUCUUGCAGCACUUGCAGGAAAGAGUUCAGUAAAAGUUGUAAUUUAAUGGAUCACAUGAAGAUCCACACUGGCGAAAGGCCGUACCUGUGCAACAUUUGCAGCAAAACCUUUACUAAAUCAUCACAUCUUAAAAGCCACAUAAUCACGCACACGGGUGAGAAGCCCUACAUCUGCAAAACAUGUGGAAAAAGUUACAGGCAACGUUCCCACCUGGUGGAUCACUCGAGGACCCACACCGGCGAAAAGCCAUACCUGUGCAACACUUGCAGCAAAACCUUUACUAAAUCAUCACAUCUUAAAAGCCACAUAUACACGCACACGGGCGAGAAGCCCUACAUCUGCAAAACAUGUGGAAAAAGUUACACAGAACGUUCAACCCUGGUGAUUCACUCGAGGAUCCACACGGGCGAAAGGCCGUACCUGUGCAACACCUGCAGCAAAACCUUUACUCAAUUAUCAACUCUUAAACAGCACAUAACCACGCACAUGGACGAGAAGCCGUAUUUGUGCAAGAAGUGCAAAAAAGGUUUUAGCCGCAGAAUUGAUUUGCUGAGUCACAUGAAAAUUCACCCGGAGGAGAAGUCUGGUGACUCGUGACAAAUGAAGCUCAUGUGGGAGUGAGGGGGGCAGGGUAACGGCCCCUUUUGGGCGGGGGAGAAGGUUCGUCCCUCAAGACUCCUCUCCCUGGCCCUCCCCCUUUUCAACCUUUCCCCGACCCUGCACCCCAACCUGGGACUUGAUGAUUGGGCCGGAGCUUCGGGAGCUGCGUGCUGGCCUGCGGUCCCCACCCCUGGUCAUCCCGUUGCUGCUUCCACCUGCCUGCUG
Cololabis saira (Pacific saury) is the source of this 1245-nucleotide messenger RNA. Its product is annotated as zinc finger protein 239-like. The record is from RefSeq and is a predicted model, not a curated record. The transcript has a single exon. NCBI's taxonomy places the organism in Eukaryota, Metazoa, Chordata, Actinopteri, Beloniformes, Belonidae. Gene Ontology annotation, molecular function: DNA-binding transcription factor activity; RNA polymerase II cis-regulatory region sequence-specific DNA binding. Gene Ontology annotation, biological process: regulation of transcription by RNA polymerase II. Bases 136 to 1017 code for a protein of 293 amino acids.